CUCAUUGACUCGCACAUCUCUGCGCCUGCGGGCCUGCGGCUGAUGGAAGAGGCCAAUGGGGCAACGAUCCUUUAUCUCGUUCCUUCCCAGGCUCUAUCACCUGGGACCUCUUAUAACAUGUAAGCAUUCACUGCGAAAUCCCACCGACAUACUUCCGUCCUCCUCGUCGACAUGGGUGCUGUUCCUUCCAAGCCUGCCUCCUCCUCUGCCCGCCCUGCGGUCUGCGCACUCGACGAGAAGCGCGCCGCCGUUGACCAGGUCGCCGCGUCCCUGUCCUCGCUGCACCUGCGCCCGGCAGCGUCUGAGGAUGGCUCUCUGCCCAUGACAAACAUCGAGUCGUGGGAGGAAGAGGUCUCCUCCAGCUCGAAGCUGCAGCUGACCCGCACCGUCCUGCACCACAACAACAUCCAGACCGCCUUCCUCUCGCGUUCAGCGAAGAUCGCAGAUGCGCACAUCUUCAACACGCAGCUGGACUUCAAGACCGGCCCCGUCACGAACCAGAAGUCGUCUGGCCGCUGCUGGCUGUUCGCGACAACCAAUGUCCUCCGAUACAACAUCAUGAAGAAGCUCAAUCUCGAUGACUUCCAGCUGUCCCAGUCAUAUCUGUUCUUCUGGGACAAGCUGAACAAGUCCAACUACUACCUCGAGCUCUCCAUCCAGCACGCCGACCUCCCAAUCGAUGACCGCAUUGUCUUCCACACCUCGCAGGAUCUCAUCAGCGACGGCGGGCAAUGGGACAUGGUUGUGAACAUCCUCGAGCACUACGGCAUUGUUCCCCAGCCCGUCUACCCCGAGUCGCUCCACUCGUCCCUCUCCAGCCCUCUCAACACCGUCCUCAAGCGUAAGCUGCGCGAGCACGCGCUCAUCCUCCGCAGCCUCGCCUCCUCGCUGCGCGCCUCGCAGGUGCACACAGAGGCGGAGGUGCUCUCAGCGCUCCGCGCAAAGAAGGAGGAGCUCAUGAAGGAGGUGUACACGAUCAUGACCGCGACUCUCGGCGUGCCGCCGAUGGCGAACGAGAAGUUCACGUGGGACUACUACGACAAGGACGGCAAGGCGGGCCACUGGGAGGGCACGGCGCGCGAGUUCUACAAGACAUUCGCGAGUGACAAGUAUUCGCCAUCCGAGUCCUUCUCGCUCAUCAACGACCCGCGCAACGAGUACGGCAAGCUGUACUCGGUCGAGAAGCUCGGGAACGUAUGGGGCGGCCGCGACGUGCUUUACGUGAACACCGAGAUCGACAACCUGAAGAACGCCGUCGUGAAGAUGAUCAAGGCAGGCCAGCCCGUCUUCUUCGGCUGCGACGUCGGCCAGUUCCUUGAGCGCGAGGCCGGCAUCAUGGACACGAAGCUCUUUGACUUCGAGAAUGCGUUCGACAUCAAGUUCGGCCUCUCCAAGGCAGACCGUCUGCGCACGAGCGAGUCCGCGAUGACGCACGCGAUGGUCAUCUCCGGCGUGCACCUCGACCCCGCGGGCAAGCCUCUGCGCUACAAGAUCGAAAACUCGUGGGGCGACUCGACUGGCGACAAGGGUUACUACCUCAUGACCGACGAAUGGUUCGAGCAGUUUGUCUACCAGGUGGUCGUGCCCAAGGGUCUUGCGCCAAAGGAGCUCGUCAAGGUGUUCGAAGGCGGCGAGAAGACACUUCUGCCCCUCUGGGACCCUAUGAGCAUCGACAGGUAG
Messenger RNA from Postia placenta MAD-698-R-SB12, 1680 nucleotides. RefSeq lists its product as hypothetical. The transcript has 7 exons. Gene Ontology annotation, biological process: L-homocysteine catabolic process; response to toxic substance; proteolysis. The record is from RefSeq and is a predicted model, not a curated record. Bases 172 to 1680 code for a protein of 502 amino acids. Gene Ontology annotation, cellular component: cytoplasm. NCBI's taxonomy places the organism in Eukaryota, Fungi, Basidiomycota, Agaricomycetes, Polyporales, Adustoporiaceae. Gene Ontology annotation, molecular function: cysteine-type aminopeptidase activity.